CACUAGUUACUUCUCAAGAUGGCGGCCCAACCAAGUUCAGGUAAUUGGUAGUUUAUUUUAGAUGUUCUCUACACUGAAGAAGAAAAUAUGUCAGACAAUUUUCAGCAUACGUAUCAAUAGUGAAGCCUUUCCAAUCAUAAGUGAUGGGACCUCGGAGAAUACAUCGCCAGUCCUUAUUCGGAAGUUAUGCGGAAGUUCGGCGAUGUCGACUAAUCAUUUUACAAACUGUUUGGACUUCGUUUCUUUUUCUUUACUAUCAGCGUUUUCUGUUUUAUGUUGAAAAGGGAAAAUUUAUUUUGGAUAAGUGUGAAAGCUAUUAGAUUUGUUUAGAUAUCUUUUUCUCAACUAAACCUCGCUCUGUAUCAGGUGAUUAUCUCGCAUUGCAUGAUGACUGAGCUAUAAUUGGCCAUGUUUAUUUUGUUUAAAUUUGCUCAUCGAACUUCUCGUUCACGGAAGAUGACUCAACAAUAAUCAGAUGUAAAGGAAUAUUUACUAGCUUUUAAUAUACGGCACUUAACUGUGGAAUGCUUCAUAUCUUGAUGAACGCACAGAUGAUGUAUGAACCAAUUGUUUAAUAACAUUUUCAAUCCAAUGAAAAAUUUUUUCUCGAGGGAUUUGUUUGCUGAUGUCAUGAGGGUGCACAAUAGGAAUAUGAAGCAUGCUCACGCAACUUGUUUGGACAAAUUUACUAGCUAUGUUAUAAUUUCUGUUAAUACCCGAGUGGUAUCUGUUUGUUGAAAUUCACAGUUUUCCUUGAGCUUGGUCCCCAGAGAACUGAUGGCUUCUUGAAACAGAUAAUUUUUUUACACAAACAUCUUAGCUUAUUUUUGCACCAAGUACGGGUUGUUGUAUAGAUACAAUAACAGAGACACAUGAGCAUUAUUACUGAUACAACUGAUUAUAGUUGUGCUGUUGCUGUUUUUUUUGACUAGAGCUUUAGCUUUCAAUUACCUCAUGUGAGGUGAUUAAGUCUUUUUGCCCCUAACAGUGACUAUAAUUUAAUUUCUCCUUACAGUAUUGCCACUGAAUCAAAUAUUAAGCUCAUGAGUAGAAAAGAAAUGAUUGCCAGCUUAGGAGCUUUUUGAUUGUUAAACAUAUUAUCCCUGUUGUUAUCAUAGGAAAUGUAUACAGAACAGUAUAGAGAAUAUGCACACUGAUGUUAUGGUGUAAAAGGUUAAAGCAGAGUAUUGCGCAAUCAUCAACCAAUCAGACUGAGAUUGUUUGGGUGUUUGUAAUCAUCUGAGACUCGUUGUUCAACAGAGGAGUUUAUUACAUCUUACAGAAACAUCAUGGAGUAACAGGAAGUUACAAAAGCUGAUAGUAAUGCAAAGAAUAAAACAGGUGAAUGACAAUCUCUGGUAAGUUAAAUUAUCAAUUUUUUCUGAUCACUAGGGAAUGCACGAGCUAAUGUGAUGACUGGUGAUUUGCCAGAGGAUUUUUUGCGGCUUUCGCCAGCAGUAAACCAAGCACCUCCUCCUGCAGGACAGAUGGUUCCAGUCCAGCCUGUUACUUAUUACCAACCAACAGGGUUCAUGCAGCCAAUUCAGCCUCAACACAUAGGAAGAUUAAGCAUUACAGUACAACAGGUCUGCAAAGUUCAGUUUUAGUUUUAAUAAAGAGUGUUAUAUUAAGGAUCCGCACAUAGUUUUAGUGAGAAAAAAAAUAAAUUUAAUUAAUUUACUAAUUUAGUAAUAAGUAUUAAGUUUGUAGUUGUGUAUCAAGGGAUUAAAGUUUUUUCAUGUUCUUUUUAAAAUGUUGUUCUGUGCUUAAACAGAACGGCCUUGGCUCUGUACGGUGUUAGAUCACAGAUAAAGUCAAAAUGUGGUACGUAAAGAAGUACCAAGUACCACAAGAGUGGCACAAAAGGCACAGGUGAAUGUGUCACAGAUACACUGCAAUAUAGACUGAAUCUAUUAUUUUAUUAAAUAGCAACCACAUGUGGUAGAUAACAAAUGAUGAAAAAAUGAGCUCCAUUUAAAUUUUACAGGCUCUCUUUAUUCACCUCAACAGGCUAAGUUGGCUAAGAAUUAUGGCAUAACCCGCAUGGAUCCUUACUGUCGAAUUACAGUGGGAAACCAUGUGUUUGAAAGUCCAACAGCUCAUAAUGGUUCAACAAACCCUCGUUGGAACAAGUUGAUGUCAAUGUAGGUACCUACAUGGGAAACUUAUCUAAUUGACUUUUUUCCUUUAAAUAACUUGCAAGAUCUGAUUGAUAAUCUACCCUCUAAUGACAGCUCAUUUCCUUCUAAAGAAGGUACAAAAAUUAGGUGUUGGGUCAAGAUAACAAAUUAAAUAACUGAUAAGUUUAAGUUUUCUCAUUACCUGUUUGCUGGAUACUGUACAAGUAUUAUAGGGAGAAGUUACAUGGUAAUCCCUUAUGAGAAUUAAAGGGUAAAUGGGUGUCACUUGCUAGUAAUUCAUAACUUGCAUGUUACUUAGGGACGUUGGUGUAUUUUUUUUUUUUCGUUUGUUUUCCUAAGCCAAGUUAGACUGUCUUUGCAAGUAUGAGGAGUUUCUUUACUUCUGCAUGCUUUGUGUAUCUUUAUCUAAAGUCUUCUUUGUGGUGUCCCUCAAAAUGUUUACUAUGAAAUAACAUUUUUUUAUUAUUUCACAGUCCCAUGCAAGAGGGUGUUAAGAAUGUGUAUGUGGAAAUUUUUGAUGAGGUGAUAACCAUUCUCAUACAUAUUAUUUUAUGAUAACCUGAGUAUUUAGUAUGACUUGUACAAUUUGGUUAAACAGCAAUGAACCUAACAAAUGAUUGUGUUUCUUACUACCUCAAUUAUCUUAGUUGGCUCCUACAACAGCUGUAUUAUCAGUCUUAAGUUUAUUCAAGCUUCAGAUCCACAUAUCUUUAUCUGUCAUCAACUUCUAAGAAUACAGUUGUUGCCAUUUAUGUACCUUGGAGAUCUAUGAAAAAAAAUAUUGCUCUAUACGAACCAUGAAUUUAUUUCAGUCUGUGCUUGUUGGUAAUUAUAUCUCAAUGGUUCUCCACCAAACCAAAGUUGAUUUUAUUACAUUGCAUCAUUCUUUAACAGUUUUAUUAGCUGUCAUGUUACUUUAAUUCAGUCUUUUAGUGGUUGUACAAAGAUGCGUCAUAACUUUUCCAAUUCCAGUAGAGCAAUUUUUCUAUUGCUAUGACCUGGAUACAAAAUUAUGGAGUUUAAAUUAUAUGUCCAUGAUCUUGAGCAUUUGAAUCCCCAAAUGUAGUCCUCUCAGAAAUGUUGCCAGUGAUACAAAACUUUAUUUUAAACAAGAGCUUUGAAUGGUGGAGACUGGGAAAGUGUAUUUCACUAAAAACAAUUAUUAUUGAUGUAGUCAGAGCGUCUUAUCAACUUUGCAACUGGUCAAACGGUCUGUUGUAUUCUUUGGAUUUCAGCGUGCAUUUUCUGUGGAUGAGCGGAUUGCCUGGGGUCUGGUUGCAAUUAAAGAUUCAGUGUUUUCAGGAGAAACCUUAGAGGAUUGGUAUUCCCUUAGUGGAAAGCAAGGAGAAGACAAGGAAGGAAUGAUCAAUUUGGUUUUUUCAUACAGGGUAGGUUCAUUUCAGUUUUUUGUGGUAUGUUCAUUUUUCUGUUUGUUUGCUUUCUAAAAAUCUGCUUAUAAUUACUGUUUCUUCUAGGAAACAACAUCAUUUAAGAGACUUUUUUCCAUACAGUGCUCUUUAGACUAAGAAUUAAAUUGGUGUGACAGCUAUUAUUAUCAUAAAUUGUAUGUUGUUUUUACUACAGUAUUAAUCUAUGACAGUAUUCAAAAAAAGCUGAACAAGUAGAAACCAGAAAAAGUUAAAUGCCCAAAUACUUGCAAAUAAUGAUCUGGCAUUCUUUUUCAACUUCUUUGUCAAUGUUUCUUGUUGUUUACUUCUUUGCUUAUCUCCUUCCCCUAGCAAACCAUUAUUUUAAGUAUAUUUGAAGCAAGUUUGUAUACUAUCAGCUAAAAACCUUUAUUUACACAUCAUAAUUGAGCCUCUCUUGACAUGAAUCUGUUGUUAUGUUCAUUUUAGCAAGUAUCAGCUCCCCCACCACAAGCGAUGAUGUAUCCUAGCAUGCCAGUUACUAAUGUACCAGUCAUGAUGGUGCCUCAGCCAGUUGUGCCAGGUACUCAAGUCCUUUAUCCAGGAGGAUAUGGUCCUGGUCAGCCUGUUCCAACUGGUCCACAGCAACAUCAACAGCAACCACAUCAGCUUAAUCAGCAGGAUAUAACAGGCUUAAAAGAUAUGUUCCCCAGCAUGGAAGAGGGUGUUAUUCGAUCUGUGCUAGAGGCAUGUAGGGGAGAUGUUAAUGCAGCAACAACUCAUUUGUUGGGAAUGACGUCAGACUCUUGAACUAUGCAGAUACUCAAUGAACACACUGAUGAGCUGGAGUAUUGGUGAUGAGUCCAAGUUUUAGAUGAAAUCUGAAUAGCAGAAAAUUUGGCAAUUAGACCCAAAAUCUAGUAAACAGCCUUCAAGGGAGAGUCUCAGUGUAAGAAAUAGAUAGGGAUGUUCCCCAGAAAUUUUGAGUUUUAGAAAACUCAAAGUAGGCCAAUUGUUCCAGUUCUGUUCGACCCAAAAAGAUAAAACUUAAGGGGUGAAAUGGCAAUUGGCUGAAAGCAGUAAAUUCUUUCAAAUGAAGUGCAACUCGAAAACUGUUUGCCAUUGUUUUUCUUUUUUUAUUGAGCUAUCAGUAAUGAUAUGAUGGCAGCUGAAUAUAUCAGUGUUUCAUCCUGAACAACAAAAGCUGUAAGUGUGAACAAACUCUGUGAUUUGAAGCCCUGAGUAAGCAAAAUAGCAUCCUUAUUUCUUUCAUAUGAGAGACCCCCCUUGGGUUGAGGAAUUUGUAGUCAUCUUAAUGUAAAGUUAAAGCAAAGACAGAUGUUAUCUCCAAAAAUGCUCAUUGUGGUCUCAUGUGUGUGUCAAUUCCAGAUUAGCAUAGGAAUAAUUUCCUUUCACUGAUUCCCUUGCAAAUCAUUGAGAGUGUGGAUUUAUAGCAAAGAAAGAUAGUGAAUGUAAAGUGCUCCAUCAUCUGAACCUCCCAUAUUACACUAGUAAUGAAAACUCCAUACCUUUGGCUCAUACUUAGUCUAAGAUAAAUGACACAAAAAAGUUUGACAAAAGACAAAUCAAUGAUGCUUUUUAAAAAACACUUUUUUAAGAUUUAAAGUUUCUUUUAUUUGAAUGUUGAUAACUUCACUAGUUUUUUUGGAGAAAAGUCUGCUCUAACACACCACAACUAAGACUAAGUGCCUCAGAAACAAAACUCUGACUGAUCAAACUUUAACAUCAAGUGAUGUCUACCGAAAAAAGUACUAGAAAUAUAUUUAAAAUCUCAACAUAAAUGCAAUCAACAAUAUAAUUUUUUUAAAUAGUUGAAAAUGGAACGCUCUUGUGAUGAGGCAUUGCUUGAUAAGAGUAGUGCUUUUCUCUACUCUAGAAAAACAAAUAAUAUUAGAUGGUUGUGAAAAGUGAUUAUUGCAAAGAGGAAUAACUCGUAAAUAUAGAUCUGUGACCAUUGAUAGCAUUAUCAGUAGAAAAAGUUGCUAAUCAAGAGAAAAAAUGAUGAAAAAAAAAAGAAGUACAGAAUGAUUUUGUCCCAAUAGUCAUUUAAAUGAUAUGAAAAACAUCCAAUAAUCUGGCUUGCUAUAUUCCACGAAUUUUGCCUAAUUGCAUAAAUUGGUUGGAAACAGCAUGGGUGCAUAGUGCUUGAUUCUUUAUUUUUGAGGGCCACGGGACCAAUGGCACCAGUUAUGUACAUCAUGUGUCAUGCUCUUAAAGAGAAAAAGUUUGCAGGAAGGAGGUUGUAAACAGCCAAUAUUUUGGGAAUUAUUUGGCUACAUAUUGACAUUUAUUAUAUAGAUUCUGAUGAAAUACCAGGAUUUUUGCUUUUACUAAAAAAUCAUAUCUUCAUCGCACGCAGCGAAGAUGCUGUUUUUAUCUUCCACGUGUGAGGAGAUUGGUGUCGCCAUGGUUACUAACAUACUAUGAUACUAUGCUUUGAAAAUGAAUUUUUAAAAAAGGUGUCUUUUAUGUAGGAAUUUCAUCAGUAUCUAUCAAAUAAACAGAACAUACAUGGCCGCUUGGGGAUACAAAUUUUAUCUUCUCGUGCUGAAAGUAUCUCUCACUCGUGAGAAGUACUUUCAGCACUCGAAGAUAAAAUUCGUAUCCUCACGCGCGGCGCGCGGCCAUGUAAUACCCUCUAUAUAUAUUUGCCCCACCUUGGGAGAAAAAUGAUCAGCUUUAAUUAACCAAGGAAAUAGUAGAGAAACUGCAUCUUCUGUUACUUUCAUGAAGAAAAUCAUAAAAUUGUGCAUAGGACGUCUUAAAAUUGAAUUCUGUACUACCAUAUAGUGAAGUGAAAGUCGUGUUUCUAAUUUUGUUUUGCCUCUAAAAUUCUAUUUUGAGUUUCUUUCUUCUUUAAACUUUUAAAAAAUGACCAAUGUGGCAUGAAAUGCUAGUAACCUUGACUGGUCGUUGUAAUAGUCAAUCUUCAAGGUGAUCAUAACAGAAUUUGCUAUCUCCCUGAUCUCCACAGGAUACGUGUUACAUGACAAGAUUUCUUUCCAAUGAGCAAUGAGCUUUUUCCAAGUAGACUUGUCCCUCUUGUCCAAAGUCACGGGGCGAAGAUCCUGGAAACGAGGUUAACAUAAUAUUACGCCUCCGUUACCUCGCGAAGCUUUGUCACGCUAUCUAAAAAUCGCGAAAGUUACCUUCACUAACUACUGUUGGUUUCUUUUGUCAUACAUAGUCGUAGAAUUCAAAGAAGAUGACGUUUUAUAGGAAUGUAGUCUGGUUUGCCAAAGGUUUACGUGAAUAUACGAAGAACGGAUAUAUUGCAGCGGAGAAAUCGUUUGAUCCGAAAGCAUUAGAUGUUGAUGUUUCAUCGCGAACGUUCAUGAUAACUGGCGCAAAUAGUGGAAUUGGAAAAGACACAGCAGCAUUUUUAGCCAAAAAAGGAGCCACAGUACACAUGGUUUGCCGCAGCGAAACUAGAGGUGAAGAAGCCCGAAAAGAGAUCAGCGAAUCGUCGGGAAACGAUAAAGUAAUUUUGCACAUCCUUGAUAUGUCCAGGCCCAGAAUGGUGUGGGAAUUCGUGGAGAAGUUUUCAUCCGCCAAUGAAGCUCUUCACGUCCUUAUAAACAAUGCUGGUUGUAUGGUGAACACAAGAGAAGUCGAUGAAGAUGGUCUGGAGAAGAACUUUGCCACUAAUACUUUGGGAACGUACAUUUUGACAUCUGGUCUCAUGCCUUUGCUCCUCAAAAACGAAGCUCCGAGAGUCAUUACAGUUUCGUCAGGUUGGUUAGAAUUUAUGUAGCUGCACUUUAUAUAAAAGAGAGGUUUACGAGUGAAAAUAUCUCAAAAUUUCGCUUAUUGCACUGUGAGCAAAUUUUGAUUUAUUCCAAACUUUACACGUCGCACAUUACGUAAUCACCCAGUGGAAAUAAGUCAAUUUUUUCGUAAGAGCUCGAAUGCACCUUGAACUUUGUCUUGUGAUUUCAAUGUAAAUAGGCUGAAGCAUUUGGAGGACACGAAAUGUUUUCCUAUGUAGGAAUAAUCAGGCCGUCUGUUAAAUUCUCAUUUUGAUGAUCGACCUUUGUUUAUCAUCCAAUGCCUCCUUGGACUAUCUACUAAGGAGAGGGAGGGGAGGAGAGGGGAGGGGAGAGAGGGAGGGGCGGUGAGAGAUCCUAGCAUUUCUAACUAAGCCUUUAAAAUUAGCUGAACAAGGCGAAAUCGUGUUAUUGUUUCUUCAAUAGAUAACUUAUUUAUUAUGGAAUAUCAGGAGUGUCUUUUCAAGUUUUAAAUAGAGUUACACAGAGACAAAUGACUCUUCAAAGUGGGCUAAGAUUUGAAGAUAUAGCAUAGAGCAAUGCCACUCCAAUCAGACAUUCACUUUGAGAUCUGUAUCAUUAAUUCUUGGAACUGCUAUCUCACAAACUGCUUCUAACAAGCUAUAUGGGUUUAUUUCAUUUUUUGCAGGAGGUAUGCUGGUUAUGAAACUUGAUAUAAAAGAUCUGCAGUUUGAAAAGAUGAACCCAUUUGAUGGAACCAUGGCAUAUGCACAAAACAAACGGCAGCAAGUUAUCAUGACUGAAAAAUGGGCAGAAAAACACAACGAAAUUUUGUUCUCUUCCAUGCAUCCAGGUAAGUUGUUGUGCAAAUAUAAGAAAAGCAAAAUGCAUUUGACACACUUGUACUGCCUAUUGUGAGUGCUAUUGUUCUUGAAGUUGAAUAGUGGUCAAUGCAAUAGCUGAGGUGGAAAGAAUUGUGAUUGUGCUGGAGUCUGAGUUGCAAGGUUUAAGCUUUUUGCUGUAUUGUUCUUCUAUUAACAAGAUAGUUAAUUUUCAGUGUCUUGCCUUGCAUGAGCAAGAGUGUAGAUUAACAUCACCGUAUCCUUAGGAAAAUGUUGUGGUAAACUGUGCCAGCAUGGGCCAUAGUUGCUUAAUCUCAUUAAAACUGGUAAAGGCCACAGAGACUUCACCCUUUGCAAACUGCUUUUACUUUCGCAUAACAUACACAUUCCUUCCAUUUAUUAUUUUUUCUUGGUUAAUACUUCUCAGGUAUUAUUUUUGAUCAGAGGAAACCUUUAAAUUCUUUUUAUAACAGAGUCCAAUUACACUUUUUUGUGGUGAUACAGUAGUUAACUGACACCACCAUGAUUGCACACUGAUGUGACAAAUGGACAACUGCAAAAACAAUUAAAACUGCGCCAGUUCAUGUAAGGCAAUCAUUAUAUUUCAGGUUGGGCAGAUACUCCAGCAGUGCAGACAUCAAUGCCAGGUUUCCAUCGCAAAAUGAAGGACCGUCUGCGUACUUGUGCUCAGGGUGCUGACACAAUCAUUUGGCUGUCUGUUGCUGAUAUGUCAAAGGAGCCCCGUGGUGCCUUCUAUCAAGAUAGAAAACCAGUUUCAACUCAUUUACCUUUGGCAUGGUCAAAGGCUUCUGAUGGUGACAAAAAUGAGCUGAUGACCAACCUGGAAGAUUUGGCUUCCAAGUUCAAGCCUGAUUCAUCAGCCAACUGA
Pocillopora meandrina is the source of this 8988-nucleotide messenger RNA. NCBI's taxonomy places the organism in Eukaryota, Metazoa, Cnidaria, Anthozoa, Scleractinia, Pocilloporidae. The record is from the annotation of a GenBank genome assembly.